This is a messenger RNA of Penicillium chermesinum, 837 nucleotides long. RefSeq lists its product as uncharacterized. The coding region runs from base 1 to 837 and encodes 278 amino acids. The transcript has 4 exons. The record is from RefSeq and is a predicted model, not a curated record. Lineage: Eukaryota; Fungi; Ascomycota; Eurotiomycetes; Eurotiales; Aspergillaceae.
AUGAGUUCUGCCCCUGCCAGUGCUGCUGCCACUACUACAGCAGCGCCUACUACGACUUUUAUCCCUGCUGAUUACAGCACUGGCCCCGACUUCGAGGGUUGGUAUCUGCAGACCACACCGCAACCAAUUUUUUGUGGUGGGACCCUUACCUACUAUACUAGCAGCACCUAUGCGCAAUGCUACGAUCCCUCGUCGUCGGCGCCUAUGCCUACGGGCUGCUCUGACACCUUAUUGUUGAUGGCUUCAGACAUGGCUGGUGCUUGCGACCCUGCAUACACAUGUGGCUCUUACAAGAUCUAUCCAACUGAAGGCGCCCCUGAUGACGAGGGCGUCACGCUAUACAACUGCUUAGCCAACUGGGCCGCCGACAGCAUCUAUAGAUCGCUGCCGGCCAGAUAUGUUUCCGAGACCGCAGGCACGGAAAAGACCGCCACAGCAACAAAGCAGUCUAUGACCACUGCCAAACUCCCCCACAGCAAAACCGCCUCAAUCUCCAUGCCAACCGCCACUGGCACCUCGUCCAGCAGCUCCGGCAUCUCAGGCGGCGCCAUUGCCGGUAUAGUCGUCGGGUGUGUCGCAGCUGUCGCCCUUGUCGGUCUCCUCUUCUUCUUCCGCAAGAAAAUCAUGGCCUUCUUCGGCAAGGGAGGACCUCACGCCGACGGCGGUCCAACCUGGUCGCCCGUCGAAGCGCCCCCAGGUACUCAUUCUGAGAUGGCUACGGCCGAGGGUACGGUGCCGCCCUCAGAGAUGUCUUCCGAGGCGAACGCUGUGCAUGAGAUCGGGUCGUCACAGACUGGCAGUGAGGGACGGCCUGCGGUUGUUCAUGAGUUGAGCUGA